UGUUGUAAACUGCUGACUAAACGCAGGCUCACACCAACGUGCGUUGGGAAAACUAUAAAAAUAUUAAUAUCAGAGCAGCAGUCAUAAAAGUCGCGAAAAAUAGCCCCACAAGGUCGUCUUGUUGAUAUUCGUAAGCUUCAGAAAAGGCCUGUGGUAUGGCUGGGGGAAACGCUAUCAACAAACCUCGAACGGCUCUUAAGAAAAAUCUAAAUAAGCUGCGCAGAGUAAAAAAACAACAGCACAAAAAGCAACAAAAAGUAGGAGGAGGAAUAAGAAAAAAAGCCCAAGAUGACUUGACUUCUUCACACAUCCUCAAAAAAACAAGGACUAAUCCAAAGGCAAACAUAACUCUUUCUGGGAAGAAAAAGAGAUUGAUUUUGAAGCAAAUAAAGAAACAGGUCAAAGAGGAGUCUUCUAUGGAUGUUACCAUUGAAUCCAAAACUAAAGGAAAUGACCCUCAAAAGAAUCAAGAUUUCAAAAUGGAGAUGGAUUAGAGGCAGAUAGACAAUGGAGGUGAAACACACACUAUUCUCAGAAACCACAGCGAAAGUGAUGUUGAACAUGCAAAAAAGAAGGUUAAUGUUAGUAGUGGUAACAAAGUGUGUAUAAAGCACACCAUUGGUCAGAAGAGCUAGAUACAGUAUGCAUACAUGCCAUGUUUACGGUAUAUAAUUGACUCUGAAUCCCCAACUUAACACUGUUAUUAUUCAAAUUAUUUUUUACUUUAGCCAUAGAAUCGAGCUGUUUUUAAAUUUUGCCUCAAUACAACUAAAUCUAGUUUAAUGAAAUUUUCUUAUAUGUGUAUUAUUUGCAUGAUUGGUUUUUGCAAAUAACAGAUUUGCCACACACAGACAGGCGGACAGACAGACACCUUAUUGGUACCUUGUAAACGCUUUUACGUUUUUGGUGUUAAUCCAAUAAAUUAAAAAUUAUAAGUCUAUUAACAUAAUAAUUUAAAUACUCAAAAUAGAUUUUGUAAUAUUUGCCCUAAGUAGGAAGCAGUCAUGUACCAGUUUUGCUGUCAAAAUCUAAGUCUUUAGGGGCUGAGUCAUGGCCAAUGAAACUGUAUUAUCUUUUGGGGUGAUUGUUCUAUCUUUUAGGGUAUAAAAUUCUACUUACUUGGUGUCAUUCUAGGGGAUCAUCACAUCCUAAUAACAACUGGACAUGAUUGUGGCCAGAAAGAGAUGUGGUUGGGGGUGACGGGCACUGUUUUUUUUUUUUUUGAAUAGGAUAAUAUAACUGCAGCUGUUUUUCUAGGGCAGCUUAUAAUAAUUAGUUGAAGUCCCCUUGAUUAAGAAGCCCUAGAAAGCUGCAGAUUAGCUAGAUACUAAGCAAAAUACCUCAUCUAAGACAGUCUAUGCAAGUUAUGCUGUAGUUUGUGUAUUGACAAGAACUGCUAAAGUGGACGUCUGAUUUUGGUAUUGUCUAUGAAAAUGGUCAUUCUUGACAAACACUCUUUUUUAUAAGAACGUCCAGCCUGAGAUUUCACCAAAUCUUAAGAACAUGCUUAGGCUCAGAUAGCAGAAAAAUGUUUCUUUUUUUGUCCUCAUGCAUUUAGAAAUGCAGAACAAAUUAUGCUAAUAGUAACAACCUUAUUAUUGCUUUUGAUUAUUAGAGUAAUUCUCUUCCUAAUAAUUCAUUGGGUAUUAUAUUCUUAAAUACACUAAAAAAUUUAAGAACAUCGUUAAGAACAUAUUAAGCCUUAAAAUGUCCCAAAAAUAAAAAUGGCCCAGCCUCAACUGAGAAUUAGACGUUCUUAUAAAAACGGAGUGUACAACUACUGUACAAUUCUAGAGAGAAAGUAAAGAUAUUUUAUCUACUGUAGUUUGUAAAAGAACUUUCGAAUGUCAAAUAAAAUAUCUACAAAUAAAAA
Messenger RNA from Nematostella vectensis (starlet sea anemone), 1873 nucleotides. RefSeq lists its product as uncharacterized. Lineage: Eukaryota; Metazoa; Cnidaria; Anthozoa; Actiniaria; Edwardsiidae. The record is from RefSeq and is a predicted model, not a curated record. The transcript is spliced from 4 exons. The coding region runs from base 156 to 494 and encodes 112 amino acids.